Molecule: messenger RNA, 1287 nt
Organism: Wasmannia auropunctata (little fire ant)
Lineage: Eukaryota; Metazoa; Arthropoda; Insecta; Hymenoptera; Formicidae
Exons: 3
Coding region: 160-1134 (324 amino acids)
Biological process (GO): lipid transport
Molecular function (GO): lipid carrier activity
Source: RefSeq, a predicted model, not a curated record
GGAAAUACGCAAUUGUGGCAAAUUUGAGGUCAAAAGCGAGUGCGUUACAUUUCCACGAAGUCGUAAUAAUUAGCGUUGGCGCGUUAGUGGUGAAUUAAAAUGAAUUACCUAAUAAGAACGUCCUUAAUGAUAUAAAGGCAGUAUAAAAGCGCUUUCAAGAUGAAGAGUGGCGUCAAACUGCGAUUUGUAUACGGUGACAUGAUCGUCGCAGCGUUUAUACCAUUCUUUUUAGCUGUGCAACUUCCUACCAAGGAUCAUGCGUGGCCACAUGGACCCGAAUACAUCUUCACCGUUCAUAUGAACGUGACAGGAAUACCACAGUGUCCUCAUCAUGUUCCAGCGUGCGGUGACCCGUCCGGUUAUCGUAUCACCUCUCGGUUACAUUGCAUUCCGAAGAGGAAUGAUACUCUAAGCUGCAGCCUUAGGUACGUUGAUGGCUUCGACUUUGGUACGAUCGGUGGGGAAGACAAUGUCGUGAAUCGACGGAGGAACAUCACUGAUGCGUCUAUCGAGCUAUUGUUUAACGAGGAAGGCAUCGAGAGUAUCGUCGCGAGCCAGCUGACACGGACCUAUGAUCUCAAUAUCUUGAAGACGGUGGCCGAGCAACUACAUCCCGGCAACGAUUUCAAUAACGUCGAAGAUGGCACAUUCGAGGGUGAAACUGCAUCCACUAUAGGUAAAUGCAACGUCACCUUCAGUACGUAUCAUCAUUCCGGAGCUGAAAACAUGGAGAGCCGCGGUUUCCGAUUGAAGAUGUUACCAUCGAAAUUGCAUAUAACUUCCACCGAAACCCUUGUCAUCGACAAGAUAACAAAUCUUAACGAUUGCAGCUGCUACGCAGACAGCUACUUUCGUAAAUAUGGUGACACGGUUGUCUACGAACGUUUACAAGCGGAUUUGGCGAUGAUGACGAGUCAAAUGGAAAUUAGUGAAACGAGUUUUAGUUCGUCUACAAUAAGGAAGGGUAAGUCAAUUUUAAACCACAAGACAUACAACAUAGUCGAAAUUACAAAAAUAAUCUUGGAAGAUAUUCAGCCAGCCGUGAAAGACCCGCCUGCAAUUAUAAAACCCGGCGAGACUAAGAUACUUGCUAAUCAUGAUGUAAAAAGUAUUUCUGCUGAUAAUAAUUAUUGAAAAUGUUACGAAUACAAUAAAGUUAAUUCUAAUAGAAAUAAAAGCCUAUAGAUGCAAAAUCGCUACACGAAAUAAUUAAUAUAUAGAAUUUACUAUACAUGUGUAAUACUGUACUUGUUAUACAAUAAAAAUAACGAAUAACAAUACGUAAAA